Molecule: messenger RNA, 1710 nt
Organism: Mercurialis annua (annual mercury)
Lineage: Eukaryota; Viridiplantae; Streptophyta; Magnoliopsida; Malpighiales; Euphorbiaceae
Product: cytochrome P450 81Q32-like
Exons: 2
Coding region: 138-1634 (498 amino acids)
Molecular function (GO): monooxygenase activity; iron ion binding; heme binding
Source: RefSeq, a predicted model, not a curated record
AUUUUUAUAAGGGAGAAGAGCACUUGUGGUAGAAAUUGAAUAAAAUUUUAAAAAUAAUUUUAAACUCUAUAUCUAUUUAAACUCUAUAUUCCUCAUCCAUUCACUCCAUCACCAAUAAAUCAAUAAUAAUCAAGAAAAUGUUGUACGUUUUCCUUUCUAUUCUAGUUCUUCUACUCUUUCUAGCUUUAAACUUUUACCAAUCAAAAUUACGCCGUAUAAACCUUCCUCCUAGCCCUUUUGCCUUCCCCGUCAUCGGCCAUCUCCAUCUCCUAAAACCUCCAAUGCAUAGAACUCUCUACCACCUUUUCCAUAAACACGGCCCGAUCAUCUUCCUCCGCUUAGGUUCUCUUUCCGUAGUAGUAGUUUCGUCAUCCUCCGCAGCAGAAGAAUGCUUCACAAGAAACGACAUCAUUUUCGCUAAUCGUCCGAGGUUCCUUUUUGGCAAAUACAUAUCUUAUAACUAUACUACAAUAAUCCAUGCACCCUUCGGCGACCACUGGCGCAACCUUCGUCGCAUUAGCGCUAUAGAACUUUUCUCCACCCAUCGUCUUAAUAAAUUCGAAAGCAUGCGAAAAGACGAAAUCAAGAGACUAAUGGUCAACCUAACUCGUAACUCGCUCCAACAUUUUUCCAAAGUAGAGCUGAAAUCAAAGUUUCAAGAGCUAACAUUUAACAUAAUUAUAAGAAUGAUUGCAGGGAAGAGAUAUUACGGAGACGACGUGAGUGACAAAGAAGAGGCCGAGCAGUUUCGGCAGAUAUUAAAGGAAACUGCGUCGUAUGGAGGAGUAACAAAUCCAGGAGAUUUUUUGCCAAUUUUGAAUUGGUUGGAUGGUGGUAAGUUCAAAAGGACUUUGAUUAGAUUUGCUAAAAGGAAUGAUGACUUCUUUCAAGGACUGCUUGAUGAACAUAGAAGGAAGAAGGUGAAUUUAGAGAGUAUGAAUACAAUGAUUGAUCAUCUUCUUUCUUUGCAAGAAACAGAACCUGAGUAUUAUACUGAUGAGAUUCUUAAAGGGCUGAUUCAGAUCAUAAUAUUUGCAGGAACUGAUACAACAGCAGUAACAAUGGAGUGGGCAAUGUCAAACCUGCUAAACCAUCCAACCAUAUUAAAAAAGGCUAGAGAUGAAAUAGAUAAAUAUGUUGGGAAAGAAUGCUUACUAGAUGAAUCUCAUCUUCCUAAAUUACCUUAUCUUCAAAACAUCAUUUCUGAAACCCUAAGGCUCUAUCCAACAGCUCCACUCUUAGUCCCCCACAUGUCAUCAGAUGAUUGCAAAGUUGGAGGAUACGACGUACCGCGUGGCACAAUGCUAUUGGUUAAUGCAUGGGCUAUCCAUAGAGAUCCAACACUAUGGGAUGAUGCUACUAGUUUCAAACCUGAGAGAUUUGAUAGUGGAGAAGCUGACCUGGAAAAUAGACUGAUGCCAUAUGGUUUGGGUAGAAGGUCAUGUCCAGGGGCUGGGUUAGCUCAAAGAGUGGUGGGUUUGGGUUUGGGUUCGUUGAUUCAAUGCUUUGAAUGGAAAAGAGUGAGUAAGGAAAAAAUUGACAUGUUAGAAGGUAAAGGAAUUACUAUGCCAAAAGUUAAACCAUUAGAGGCUAUGUGCAAAGCACGUCCAAUCAUGAACAUAAUUCUCUCUUGACAAGUUUAAGAUUUAAGUACUUAUUAUGAUGUUUAUUGUCUGCUUAUCAAUGUAAACUAGCCUUUAUAUUACCAAA